AUGAGGGACCCCAGGGCGCUGUACCCGGCGCUUCCCCGCCGAGCCCCGGGGAAGGCGAGGGAGGGAGAAAUCCAGGUGGCUCAUGUUCUCUCUCUGUCUCCAGGGGCCUGUCUGCAGUGUGAGGUUUGCUUUGGCCUAGGAGUGAGCUGCAGAGGCGACCUACAGACCUGCGCGGCUGGGGAAGACUCCUGUGGCGUCGCGCUGACCGAAUCCACGCUGGCGGGAAUUAAGACCCAGAGCAUUCUCAAGGGCUGUAUGCCAUCGAGUCAAUGUAAAGCCGGCCCCGUCUCUGUGAAUUUUGGGCAGGGAAUGAGAACACAGACAAGCUUUGCCUGCUGCUUGGGAGAUACCUGCAGAACAAGCACCAUUACAGUGCCCCCGGCUGACACCAAACCCAACGGCCGGCACUGCCCAGCCUGCGUUGCUGUGUUUACUGAUCAGUGCAGUGAGAAGACCACACAGUGCACUGGAGACGAGACCCGAUGUGUCAACAUCGUCGAGACCCUAACAACUGGUGGAAAUCCAGUGCAGAUGGUCAUGAAGGGCUGUGCUUCCGAGUCCAUCUGCGCCCAGAUAAAAUUGGGUUCGGGGACCUUCGCAGGCAUCAGUGCAGAUCUAACCACGGCCAAAUGCACAGCAGCCUCCGCGCGGUGGAGGUGGCACCAGGGCCAGGCGGGGUCCUGCUGCUGAAUCUUCUCUCCUGAUUCCCCACCCGGUGCAACGGCGCCGCAGCACUGAAAU
Molecule: messenger RNA, 741 nt
Organism: Chrysemys picta bellii (western painted turtle)
Lineage: Eukaryota; Metazoa; Chordata; Testudines; Emydidae
Product: phospholipase A2 inhibitor and Ly6/PLAUR domain-containing protein-like
Cellular component (GO): extracellular region
Molecular function (GO): phospholipase inhibitor activity
Source: RefSeq, a predicted model, not a curated record